Messenger RNA from Etheostoma spectabile (orangethroat darter), 4807 nucleotides. It is a transcript of the gene prr36b, whose product is annotated as proline rich 36b. NCBI's taxonomy places the organism in Eukaryota, Metazoa, Chordata, Actinopteri, Perciformes, Percidae. The transcript has 7 exons. Bases 432 to 4418 code for a protein of 1328 amino acids. The record is from RefSeq and is a predicted model, not a curated record.
GUGUGUGUGUGUGUGUGUGUGUGUGCGUGCGUACUGAAGCGUCAUUCUCCUCCUUUCUUCUUUUCAGUGAACGCGCAUCACUUGUGAGAAGCGAAGCUUGAGACUCAGAAGUUCCUCGGCUCAGCUCGGCUCGGCUCGCUCACCCGCGAAUUUCUUCUCUUCCUCCACCCCGGUUUCAUUUUUAGCCCUCAUCCUCACUUUCCCUUUUUUUUUUUUCUCCCCCUGACUCGAGGUUGAAGAUUCAGCCGGGCUGUGCUGCUCGACACUGGGGCGUAGCUGGAGAGGAUUUCGCUAGCUCGCCGCUACACUGCACUGCACUGACUGACUGACCAGAUCCUGCAGUCUCCACAACGCCUGUAGACCUGUGGCCAUCUUGUGAGAUUGAAGUCAGCCCUGCCGUGCAGAGACGGACCACUACCACUCGAGGGGAGAUGAAGCCGGAUGGGGUUACCACGGCAGCGCUGGGGCCAAUGGAAACGUUGGAAUCCGACCUAGUAAAUGAGGCAGCACCAGGGGGAGGACAGGAGCCCAACCAGGCAGCCAGUCCAGCGGAGGAGGGGAUGCCACAGCAGCCCGUAGGAGAGCCGGGACAGCUGGAGUCCCAGCCGGAGCAGACCAAGGAAACCCCCGCUCCAAAGCCUCGUAACGAGCCUUCGGGAGACUCCAAAGCCAAGACUACCAACAAGGCCACGGCCAAGACAAAAGCUGGCCCCGCCAGUCCAACAAAGACCACAUCACGGCCCAACACGGCCCAGAGCCGCCUCUCAAACGGCACGUCUAAGCCCCAGACCAACGGAGUGGCUAAGAAGACCGCACCUCCGGCUGCUUCGGUCAAAAAGAGCACCCCGACCCCAGCUCUCUCCAAAAAACCUACAACCACGGUCCCAGCCACCAAGAGCAAAGUGGGUGAGAAGAAAGCCACUGGGGCCUCUCCUGCCACCAAUGGUGCCAAGUCGAUGACCGGAACAACGGCAGCCAAGAAGACGGCUAAUGGUGUCAAAACCAGCGCCAGCAGCACUGCAGCUGCUGCUAAAAAGGCCCCAGCUCCUAAGACGGCCUCUGCAACUCCCACUAAGCCAAGCUCUGCUGCCUCGCCCAAGCCUGCUGUUUCCAAGACAACCAGGACCCCGAUUGGCUCGGCACCGUCAUCUCGUCCCGGCACAGGCGCGACCCGGCCGCCCGCCGCCAGCGCAGCCAAGAGCUCCCCAGCCGCAGCCAAGCCUGCCGCCCCUAAAACCCCCUCCACCUCCUCCGUCAAGCCGGCCGCCUCCAGACUAACCUCCACCACCCCAUCUGGUGGCAAGCCUCCAGCGUCACAAACAUCCAGGAACGUAACCCCUGUGAAGAAAGAUGUUACCAAACCAGCCACAUCAGCAUCCAAGAAGCCUGCGGAUUCCCCCCUUACUCGCCCUUCCUCUACAACAAAGGCAGCAAAACCAGAGACCCCCAAAUCAGCCUCAAAAUCAGACGUUGCCGCCAAAAAGCCUGCUGCGAGUAAGGCUGCCGAUACAAAGACGCCCACCCGCCCCAAAACAGACGGUAAGCCAACACCGUCCAAGACCCCUGGCUCCAAAACCGCCGCAUCCAAGGCCCCCACCCCCAAGAAAACUGUGGGCAGCAGCACCCCAACUCCAGUGAAACGUGGCCCCAAAGCUGAAACUGUUGAAGAAGCAGGACCUGAAAUAGCUGCUGCUGUGGCAACCGCCGCGGCCAUCGCUACGGCGGCAGCUACCCUCGCCGGGCCACAGGUACCAGAACCAGCUUUGGAGGAAUCUGCUGCAGAUGCACCAGAACUGAUCUCCAGCCAGAAAGAAGCAGUCCAAGAGAAAACUUCAGACCCCACACCAGAACCAGUACGGGAACCAACACCAGAACCAGUACGGGAACCAACACCAGAACCAGUGAUAGAACCAGUACGGGAACCAACACCAGAACCAGUGAUAGAACCAGUACGGGAACCAACACCAGAACCAGUGAUAGAACCAGUACGGGAACCGACACCAGAGCCGGUGUUAGAACCAGUUUGGGAACCAGCACCAGAGCCGGUACGGGAACCAAGUCCAGAACAAGUGCCAGAAACAUCUCCCGAGCCUCUGCCAGAGCCGUUGUCUCAGUCAUCAGCGGAUCCUGAUCUCAGAGCUGAACCAGAUUAUGAAGACGAGUCCAAUGUUCAGCUGUCCGCUCAGCUGGACCUCUUCAAAUUCCAGGGCUCUGCCAGGGACUCCUCCCUGGGAACUACGGUCAUGUCCCCUCCUUGCUCCCCACCGGGCCCCGUUUCCCCCGUCAGAGACCCGCAGACCGCCUCCUCUCUGCUGGACCUGGAUGCCCAGUCCGAUCCCUGGGACGUGAGCCACGCCCCGGCUCUGUCUGACUUUGCUCCCCAGAGCCUCGUCAGCGCGAUGAUCUUUAACACGGAAGAGGAAAUGGAGAAGAAAAAACAGUUUGAGGCACAGAUGACCAGGGAGGAGGAAGAGGAGGAGGACGAAGAAGAAGAAGAAGAAGAGACAGAUAACUUGUGUAUGCCCUCCUCCACAGCUCCACCUGCAGAGGCCUUUAACAUGAUGGCACAUCCUCACUCGCCCAUGGACGAUUCCCCCCCCAGGGACCUCAUGUCGCCGCACGACAAAGAGGAGGCGGUGGAAAAGGCCGACGAGGAGAUAAACGAGGACGACGACGAGGAGGACUACGAAGACGAGGAGCAAAGGAGGCUGGGCCACCAGCCGUUGUCCUUCGCCACCGACAUGAGCACGUCUCAGCCCUCCGAGGAGUUCCAGGCCAGGCCCUCGGCCUUCGGCGGCUCGGCGGGUUGGCACGGCGACGACCCGCCGUCCGGCAUGGACUCGGAGGACGUGAGCAGCUGCGGCAGCAGCAGCCGGCAGCACGGCGUGUCGGACCUCAGCAGCACCCAGCACACGGCGCUGCUGGAGGGCACCCAGAGCUCGGACGCCCUGGUGGACUCCAGCCUCCGCGGCUCCGAGGGCGACGCCAACGUCAUGGGCUCGCCCAACGUGGAGACGCUGGCCAACGAGGAAGAGGAGGACGAGGACGAGGAGGACGAGCGGGUGGACGACAUGGACCUGAGUUCAGAGAGAGUGGAGGAGCAUCACCAGGUGUUCCAGCAGCGGGGGCGCUACGAGGAUGACGAGGAGGAUGACGACGUGGAGAUGCACAGCGAGGGAGUGACCGAGAGCGGCGGGAACGUAGACGAAGACGACUUCAACGAGGAGGAGCGUUUAGACAACCUUAACCGCGCCGGUGCGCCGCCCUGCGCCCCCCCCGCCCCCGCCUCCUCCUCCUCCUGGGGCCAGACCAACCCCUUCUGUGACCCCUGGGCUCAACCGGCCUCGCUGCUCCCCGCCUCCUCCCCCAGCCCGGCGUCCGACCCCGGUGCGGCCGAGUCCGAGACCCCCGUCCUGUCUCCGGCCCCUGCUCCUUCCUUCGCUCCUGAGUCGGAGCACGAGGAGGAGACGAAGCGCUCCGCCUCCCAGCCCGGCGCCGCUCCGGCCUCCCGCAGCAGCAGCAGCAGCAGCGAGACCAGCACGCCGGAGGAGCUCCGCGACUACGACAGCAGCUCCGGCGUGGAGUCCCGGUCCGAGAAGCGGCAGACCCCGGUGCCGGCGCCGGUCCAGCCCGACGUGGAGCAGGACCUGGGGAUCCACCUGGAGAAAGGCGACGGGGAAGAGGAGGAGGCGGAGACGCUCCCCGCCGACGAGGUCCCGGGAACCGGACCCCCGACCGCUCCGGCGUCCGCGCCGUCCUCCGCCUCCACCUCGGGGGACGAGGCCAGCGACACGGAGGGGGAGAUGCAGAUUAACGACCCCGAUGCGCCGUCGACGAUCGACCAGAGCGCCGGCUUCGACAGCCCGCCUCCCGCCCGCAGUCUGCCCGCUCUCGAGGAGGACGAGGAGGCGGCGGACGCGCCCGCCGGAUACGGCGAAGAAGACGGCGGCGGCACCACGCCUCAGUCGGCCAACUCGGUGGCGUCCUACGGUUUCGACUGCACCACGUCCAACUCCAACGCCCACUCCAUGGCCGAGAGCUGCGGGAAGAGCCCCGGCAUCUUCUCCCUGGAGAACGAGGAGCAGCUGCCGGAGGAGGCCAAGGACCCCUCCCUCAUCAAGGAGCUGACGCUGCCGUCCGCCGCCACAGCCGCCCCGGCGGAGGAGGACCUGCUGGGCAGACCCGUGGACCUGAUGCCUUUGGGACACCCGGGAGACGUCAAACCCAGCGGUCUAGACGAGCACCACUACAUGUUUGGGGGCAAGAUGGCGGCUGCAGACCACCUGGAGGACGCUGAUCCGUUGGAGCCCAGUCACCGCCUCGGGGGCGUGGAGUCCGGAGACCCCGGCGACAGCCAGCCGCCCUACUACUCCACCAUAUGUGAUAAGACUGAUAGUUUUCUGGCAGGUAACGUAUAAGUCCCUCCUAUUACCCCCCUGGAAUGCACCUUUUCCCCGCAACCCUCCCCCCCCGUUACCUGUUGUUUGUUUUCUCUCCAGUUGGGUUAGAUGGCUUAGAUGAAGAAAUGGAAAAAAAGGAGAGCAAGAUUGUAGGAAAACCUUUAAAAAAAUAUGGAGAUGGGUGGGGGGGGGAUGAAAUGACUGUAGCAAUUUUUAAAUGAAGCCUCCCUCUUUCAUACUGUUAUGGUUAUGAGUGUAUGGCUUAAACUCCUUUAUGUACAAUACCUACUACCAUUUUCUAGUAGAAUGCUCUUUUUAAGUAACACUGCAUACCCUGUUGCCCCUGACGGGGGUAUUGACUGAUUGGUCCAGCUGUGACUGAGCUUAUAAACCGGCAAAAAACACAA